Molecule: messenger RNA, 882 nt
Organism: Scaptodrosophila lebanonensis
Lineage: Eukaryota; Metazoa; Arthropoda; Insecta; Diptera; Drosophilidae
Product: transmembrane protein 223
Exons: 2
Coding region: 128-811 (227 amino acids)
Biological process (GO): nervous system development
Cellular component (GO): mitochondrion
Source: RefSeq, a predicted model, not a curated record
CAGUGCAGCGAGCCAGCAGGGAGUCGUGGUGCAAGUGGAACACAACAAAAUCAUCUGGGAAAAAGCGAGGUUAUAUUUGCUAUCGGUUUAUAUAAAUAAAUAUGCUUAAAAUAAAUUGCCAAUUAAAAUGAGCAAUUUAUUAAAUGUCGUGCUUAAACACGGACUUAAUGCAUUAAAGUUGAGAAAGCAAACACUGCAGGGAUUGUGCAGGAUUAGUAAGGCACCGACGGCGCCGACAAAACAUUUCUGCACACCCAGCCCUGCAUUUGAUGUCAGCACCAAUGUGUCUAAGGACAUCAUAUUGUUUAAAUACGAAAAUCCUCGUUUUUACAACAUCCUCAACGUCUUCGCCGUUUGUCAGUUUGUGUUCUGGAGCUAUCUAUCGCAUUUCGCUUUUACAACCCUAAAAGAUGCUCCCGUUGUAGAAAAUCCUGAAUAUGAGCUGAAGUGGUAUCAGCGCAUUAAUCUCGGUGAGAACAAGUACAGAAAUGGUAUUGCAGUAUGCUGCUUUGCCAUAGGGUAUGGCAUAUUGUUUGCUGCCUGGAUGUUUACACUGCGUUCUGUGCGUUUCCUGAUACUGCGAAAAGGUGGACAAGAUGUGUCUUUUGUUACGUAUGGCCCAUUCAAUCGUAAUCGCAUCAUGACGGUACCACUGAAAUGCAUAUCGGCGCAAGAGUCUCGAGAAUUAGCUCGAGUGCAAUUGCCAAUAAAGGUGAAAAACAAGACGCUUUACUAUGUGCUUGAUAUGCGUGGCGAGUUUCGGAACCCCCAGCUAUUUGACUAUACGGCAGGCCUUAAACGACGUGUUUAGCGUAUUUGUUUAUAAAAAAUUUGUUAUUUAUAAUUCGUAAGUAAAUACAUUAGUAUCAGCCAUUAAACUUA